UUUAAAAACGCCAACAUCGGUUAAUAUUAUAACAAUGGGAAAUGGACAAUUCUGGUAUAAUGGAAUAGAGAACUGCUUGCUCACAAAAUUUGCUGAUAUAGCGCCACCACAAUCAGUUUGUCUGGUGUUCAAUGUGGAUGGACUACCACCUUUUAGAGGUUCAUCAAUAGAAUUUUGGCCUAUUUUAUUUAAAAUUGAGAAUAUGCCCCGGUUACAACCAAUGGUAGUAGCAAUUUACUGUGGAGAGACCAAGCCACCUCUUCAAAAAUUUCUAACCCAAUUCGUUGAUGAAUUAAAUCACAUAUUGAAAAAUGGAGUUAUAGUUGAGAAGUGUAAGCUUGAAGUCAAAAUUAAAUAUUUUGUUUGUGACACUCCAGCAAGAAAUUUUAUUAAGGGAACCGUUGGAUUUAAUUCAGCUCAUGGUUGCAUUAAAUGUACAGUUAUUGGCGAUUACGAUAGAGGCGGAAGACAUAUGAGCUUUCCAAGAAUUGAUUGUCCACUAAGAACCGAUGAAAGUUUUCGCAUGAAAACUGACGAUGGUCAUCAUAAAGAGGAUUCCCCCCUACUGAGACUACCCAUUAACAUGGUAGAGGAUAUCAUAGUUGCAGAUUCCUUACAUUUGUUUGAUUUAGGCUUAAUGCGAAAAUGCCUUUAUGGAUGGGUUAAUGGAAGCUACAAUUUCCGUACGAAAUUGUCAGCGGCACAAAUUGAUCAGCUAUCAUAUCUGUUAGAAGAGUGCAAUAAAAGAAGACCCAUUGAAAUUCAUCGCGCUAUUAGGAAGCUGAAAUGCUUAAAGUAUUGGAAAGGCACUGAGUAUCGAACUUUCUUGCUUUACAUCGGCCCUGUCAUUUUGAAAGUUUUCUUGACCAGAGAAGCUUAUCAUAAUUUUCUCACACUGUGCUGUGCAGUUACAAUCCUUUCAUGUAAUACAUAUUCAAAGUACAUCCACAUAGCUGAAUGCUUAUUAGAGGACUUCAUUGAGCAAUUCAUUGACAUUUAUGGAAUAGACGCUAUAAGCAGUAAUGUUCAUAAUGCUUGUCAUGUAGUUAAUGACGUGAAAAAGUUUGGCUCACUUCCGGAAAUAAGUUCAUAUCCAUUUGAAAAUUUUUUGGGCCAUCUAAAAACUUUACUGCACACAGGAAAUCGACAACUUCCGCAACUAGCUAAACGUGUCAUUGAAUUGUCUAAGUUUAAUUCUCUAUCCAUAUAGAAGUCCAUUUGUUAAAAAUGAAAACCGCUCAGAAACACACCAGUUACAAUAUUGCGAUAAAACAUUUAAUAAAGUUUGCAUUCGUGAAGACUUUACAUUAUCCGCCGACAUCAAAAACAAAUGGUUCCUGACAAAAAGCAACGAGAUAAUAUCUAUGAUAAAUGCUACUUACUAUGAGGAAAAAAUCUGCAUAUACGGUUCUCCUAUUAAAACAAAAUCAGACUUUUUCGAAAAACCUAUCUACCUAAAAGUCGUCCUAUUUAAACAUUUAUAAGUCAGAUGGGAGACAAUUAUCAGCAAAAUUGUAUUCAUUGAAUGAAAUUAAAUGUAAACUUAUAUCUGUUCAAUAUCAUAACGAAUUUGUAUUUAUGCCCUUGAUUCAUACUUUGGACGGAAUGAUGUGAAUAAAUAAUAUUAAUCUACUAUUUUAUAUAUUGAAUUUAUUAGGUAUCAACAAGACGCUGUAUUAAAAAAUAAAUAUUAAAACUUUGUAUUUCGUAAAAUAAAU
Molecule: messenger RNA, 1718 nt
Organism: Ceutorhynchus assimilis (cabbage seed weevil)
Lineage: Eukaryota; Metazoa; Arthropoda; Insecta; Coleoptera; Curculionidae
Source: the annotation of a GenBank genome assembly